CGGAUUGGGUAGAAAGAAUAACAGUUGGAGAUUCAAUGAAUUUUGCUAUAGCGUGUAAGGUUCAAGACGAGAAUGUAAAACCAUUUAUGUUGGGCGGGGUCCAUACAAACACAGAAAUGAGAAGUGACAUACAAGAACAAUGA
Molecule: messenger RNA, 143 nt
Organism: Dentiscutata erythropus
Lineage: Eukaryota; Fungi; Glomeromycota; Glomeromycetes; Diversisporales; Gigasporaceae
Source: the annotation of a GenBank genome assembly